AUGCACAUCGAGGAGGCUUCAGAGAUGCCUCAGGAAGCAAUCCAGGCGGAGUCCCAGGAGGCUCUGGGCGCCAUCAUCGAGGACCUCCAGGGCAUGACCCUCAAGUAUUCCACUGCGCGGCCCGUACUGGGCCUGGGGGUGGACGACAUCGACGCGUUGGAUGCCUCCAACCCCCUGGCCUGUGUGGACUACGUCGAGUCUCAGUACUCGCACUACCGGGAAAAGGAGUGCCGCCCAGGCUAUGACCCGGGCUACAUGAAGAAGCAGCCUUACAUAAAUGUACGGAUGCGCGCCAUCCUGGUUGACUGGCUGGUGGAGGUACACUACAAAUUCAAGUGCUGUCCCGAGACGCUCUACCUCACGGUCAAUCUCAUCGACCGCUUCCUGGACCGGAAGCAGGUGCCUCGGCCCAAGCUCCAGCUCGUGGGGGUGACCGCCUUUCUGAUCGCCUGCAAAUACGAAGAGAUCUACCCCCCGGAGGUGAAGGAGCUAGUCUACAUGACUGACGCCGCCUAUACGCGGAAGCAGAUCAUCGAUAUGGAGGCCUUCAUGCUGGCCACGCUCAAGUUUCAGGUCACAGUCUGCACCACCCACUGCUUCCUGGUCCGCUUCCUCAAGGCGGGCCACGCGGACAACAAGCUCUACUUCCUCGCCUCCUACAUCGCGGAGCGCACACUGCAAGAGGUGGACGUCCUCUGCUUCCUGCCCUCCAUGGUCGCCGCCGCCGCCGUUUACCUGGCACGGAAAAACUGCGGAAUGCGAUCCUGGUCGCCCACCUUGAACCACUACACCAAGUACAGCGAGGACGCUCUCCUUCCUUGCCUGCGCGUCCUUUCACCGUGGCUGAACUCCAGGUCCCAGACCCUGCAGGCCAUCCGCAAGAAGUACGGAGCGGCUAAGUUCAUGAUGGUCUCAUCUCUGGAGUUGACGGGAGUGGUGUAA
This is a messenger RNA of Nannochloropsis gaditana CCMP526, 942 nucleotides long. RefSeq names its product cyclin B (gene CCNB). The transcript has 3 exons. The coding region runs from base 1 to 942 and encodes 313 amino acids. Gene Ontology annotation, molecular function: cyclin-dependent protein serine/threonine kinase regulator activity. Gene Ontology annotation, cellular component: centrosome; cyclin-dependent protein kinase holoenzyme complex; cytoplasm. The record is from RefSeq and is a predicted model, not a curated record. Gene Ontology annotation, biological process: regulation of cyclin-dependent protein serine/threonine kinase activity; mitotic cell cycle phase transition.